AUGGUCAUGGAAGAGGAGCCGGCGAACUGCUUGUCCUUGCCAGGCGAGUUUGGUGAGAUUCCCUUGGACCUCCGGCCAGUUCAGCUCCGGCCAGCUCGGCGCCGGCUCCGCAUCAUUGCGAACAGUCAGCGCUCCCGUCUUCUUUCCGGAUCCGCCCCUGCUGGCGCGGAACUGGAUGGGAGCUCGGGCUUCCAAUAUCUCAGCAAUCUCCAGGGAAGCCGCAGAGAUAAUGUCGAAUUGAUAGAGGGUCCCGGACAGCCUUAUUUGGUUCCUGGCACCGAGACACAUGACUGA
Messenger RNA from Podospora pseudopauciseta, 294 nucleotides. RefSeq lists its product as uncharacterized. NCBI's taxonomy places the organism in Eukaryota, Fungi, Ascomycota, Sordariomycetes, Sordariales, Podosporaceae. The transcript is spliced from 2 exons. The record is from RefSeq and is a predicted model, not a curated record. Bases 1 to 294 code for a protein of 97 amino acids.